Molecule: messenger RNA, 1598 nt
Organism: Saccostrea cuccullata (small rock oyster)
Lineage: Eukaryota; Metazoa; Mollusca; Bivalvia; Ostreida; Ostreidae
Product: epidermal growth factor-like protein 8
Exons: 8
Coding region: 181-1056 (291 amino acids)
Biological process (GO): anatomical structure development
Cellular component (GO): cell surface; extracellular region
Molecular function (GO): signaling receptor binding; calcium ion binding
Source: RefSeq, a predicted model, not a curated record
UUUUUUACGCAAUAAGACGUGUAAAGCAGCCGUACAACCCACACUGUCACACUUCUGUCGAAUCGAAAACAGCUCACCCAAUCUGAGGACUUUUAAUUUCAGGCAACAUUCCAAAUAGAAGCUUGAAAAGGAUAAAAGCAACUUUAAAAACAAGAACGACGUUACUGUGUGAGCUGAAAGAUGCUGAAUUUUGGAUAUUUUGUUUUUCUUGCAUUCUUCCUUCACUUUGUCGGCUGUCUACCUGGGAAAACUGCCCCGUCACAUGGGAGAAAUGUUUGUACGUAUAAAACCGAUAGGAUAGAAAUGGUACCAACGCGACAGACUUACCGGAGGCCAUUUUACAACCCUCGGCUGUGUUCGAAUAAUGAUACUUGUGUCAACUCCACAAGGGUGUACAUGAGGAUAGCCUAUCGCACGGUGUUUUAUAAACGUAUGGUGCAAGGGGAACAUAAACGGUGUUGUCCAGGAUGGACGAAGAAAAACCCACGUGACAUGGCCUGUUUAGCACCAAUAUGCAGAUAUGGAUGUAAAAAUGGCGGAAUCUGUGUGGGUCCAAACGAAUGUGAAUGUCCACCAUAUUACACAGGUCAUCAAUGUGAAAAGGAUGUAGACGAAUGUUUAACUGGUAGAAGUAGCUGCCAACAGAUUUGUAAAAAUACCAUUGGGGGAUACGAAUGUGGCUGCUUCCAUGGAUUUAAAUCACUAAAUAAAUACAAGUGUGAAUUUUGUCCAUUGUGUUUACCACCUAUAGCAGAUAUGAUGAACAAAAUCAAUGAUUUACAAGGACAACUUAACAAAGUAGAAAAAGAGAAAGAUGAGAUGCGUGGUAAUUUUUCUGUUCUGGAGGGAUAUUAUAAUGAUGCCAUCACCCAAGUAGAGGAACUAAAAUCUGCUUCGUCAUCGACCACCGCACCACCAAGCACUACAACAGAGGAUCUGUACGACUUUGAUAUUAUUUCCUCUCUCAGUGAUCAGAUUUCCCAGUUAGAGGAGAGAAUUGGGUCGUGUGACUGUGGGAAUUCAGGAAGGAGGUCCAGAUACAGAUACGGGGGCUGAUGGUCUUAUUAUCACGUGCCUUAAUACACACUACAGAGUUUGUCAAAUGUCAGGCAGUGGACACAUAUACAUAGACUUGUAUUGUUUCCACUUCAUUUUGGUUGAAUUUGAUUUUCUUUUUGACUUAAGAAGGAAUCAAGGGAUAUAAAUUAUUUUAAAUAUAUGAAUAUUGUUAUAGUGGAUAUUAAAGGGAUGCUACAGCUCCUUUUUCCAUUUCAAAUUGUGUUAUUUAAGAAUCUUGUGUUAAUCAUAUGCCCUUGGACAGAGAGAAAUUAUUGUUGACAUGUUAUUGCAUCACUUGAUGCUUUCAUAAAAUGUGUUGUACUAAAUAAUAGUAUUUAAAAUAUUCAGUUUUUCUACAUGUACAUUGCUGCACUUAUAUUCAGAUUUAUAGCAUGCCAUACUAUGUAAGAAAUGUUGUGUAUUACAAAUUUAUCUUAUUUUACCACAAGCAAGCCUAGAUUCACACAGUUUAUAAAAGCAUGUAUUUAUUUUUCCUUUUUAGUUGGAUUUUGUACCAUAAAUCAAUUAACAAAUAAAUA